Molecule: messenger RNA, 291 nt
Organism: Aspergillus welwitschiae
Lineage: Eukaryota; Fungi; Ascomycota; Eurotiomycetes; Eurotiales; Aspergillaceae
Exons: 2
Coding region: 1-291 (96 amino acids)
Source: RefSeq, a predicted model, not a curated record
AUGCAGCAGUUCGGAUGGGGGUUCGAUCCUAUCGUACACCCAGCUUGGUGUAUCUAUGAGGCAAAGGAGCUGCUGAAAGGAGAUGAAAAUACCAGAUGCCAAGAUCACAACCAGAUACUUCCCCCAAGCAUGCACUCAUCGCAGCCACAAGAUACUUUCUAUGCCCCUAAAAAAGGACUACGAUUGACCGAGGAAUCUGUCUGCAGCUCCUGUCUAGAAUGUGACCGAGAGCAAGAGCAAUUCUGGGGUUUUGACGGCGCAGUAGAAGCGCUCAUUCACCGUACAGACUGA